AUCCCAUCUCGUCUGCCCUUCUGAGAGCUGCUGCAACCCCCCUCCCCUCUCUCUCUCUCUCUCUCUCUCUCUCUCUCUCUCUCUCUCUCUCUCUCUCUCUCUCUCUCUCUGUGAUUCUCUUUCGCUCUCUUUCCCCUUACUCAUCUGUUUCUGUGCCUGCACUGAGAGGAAGGACACCUGCCGCUCCCUGAUGAUUCAGCCUUUCAGCGGCCCGGAGUUCCAGAGCCAAGACAGCAUGUCCCUCCUGCCACUGCAGUGUCUGCCCGUCCCGUCUGGUGCAUUUCAGCAACUGCAGCUGCAGCGGGCCCGUCACGUUCACACUGCCUCCACUGUCCAAGUUCUCAGCAAAGCUAUUUUUAGAUUUCUGAGUGCAUUUCUUUGAGAAAGCAUGAGUACGGAACUCUUGCGCAGAAGACUGUCUGCGUACCUCCCAGACUGUUAACAAGGUUACGCUGACUCUGAAGAGCAUCUUUAUCCCCCAGUGAAACCAUCAGCUCACAGACUCAGGAUGGAAAAUAUACUAGCGGGGUCUGGUGGCAGACAGCCACUGUGUGAUGCUCUGAGCUAAUAGUGAAGGUGUUAAAAGAGUCUUCAUCCAACAGCUGGACAGGAAUGGAGGACAUCUCUGCAGGGCCGGAGCCAGCCUCCCCAUCCGGCUCUACUGUUGAUACUGGACAAGUCCCAGAGGAGAAACCAGAGGAGACUGAGGCUGCUGCUGUGAGUGGGGAGGAGAACGCAGGGGGAACUGCGGAGGGAGGUGGCAGCGGUGAUGGGGAGCACUCUGGAGCCCUGGGAAUUAUGGCUCUACCCGGAACCUGCUGCGUCUGUAUAGAGAUGGAACAGAUUAACAAUUGCUUGCACUCUGAGAAAAUCUGCAUUCUGCCCAUCCUGGCCUGUCUGCUCAGCUUAGCGCUCUGCACAGCUGGCCUCAAAUGGGUCUUUGCAGAUAAGAUCUUUGAGUAUGAACCACCCACCCACUUAGACCCAAAGCCCAUCGGGCAGGACCCUUUUAGCAUAUUGGUGGACCCAACGCUGGGGCUGACUGUAUCAAUUCCUCCUCCGUCUUCUGCCACCGUCCCCUCGACCACUGUCUCCAGUGUGACCUCGGGACGUCCUGAGGUUUUCCUAGAGGAGCAGUCGACACGAGGUCCGUAUGUGCCACCACGAGUGACUGAGUCUGACCCUUCUGUUACGCUGAAAUCCAAAGCUGACCGGCCCACAAUCCCGAAGCAGACCCCCCACCACCAGACCACGCAGGAAAUAAACGACAUCUUCAUCCCCACGAUCUCUUCCACCAGCACCACGUCUACAACCAAGACCUCCAGUCAUGUGACCCGCUGCAGUGACCGCCAGAAAAACUACUGUGUUAAUGGAGGGGAGUGCUUUACCUUGGAAAUCAUGCCCGGCAGCACAAAGUUUCUCUGCAGGUGUCCUAAUGAAUUUACUGGCGAUCGCUGCCAAACCUAUGUAAUGGCCAGCUUUUACAAACGCUUUGGAAUUGAAUUUAUGGAAGCUGAGGAGCUGUAUCAGAAACGUAUUUUAACAAUAUCAGGAAUCUGCAUUGCACUCCUAGUCGUUGGAAUCAUGUGUGUGGUUGCCUACUGCAAAACAAAGAAGCAGAGGCAGAAGCUUCAGGAUCGUCUGAGGCAGAACUUGAGAAAUAAGAAGAAGAACUCUGCCAGAGGACGGCAGGUCACUGCGUUGCCUCUUCAAGAUUUGCAGAGCAGAACUUGUAACGGGACGACAGCACUGCACACCAAUGUGAAGGAGACGGAAACCACCUGUUCAGCGAGCAAAUAUGCCUUAUCAGCACAGGAAUCCACCGCUCUCACCCAAAUCUCCAGCCAAAGGUGUGAAUCUGCUGUUGCAGCGUCUUCAGACUUCCAAGCCUCUGCUGCGACUCCCGGCUCUCCCCCAUCAGAGAUGUCGGCCCCCCUGUCCAGUCUGGCCGUCUCUGUCCCUUCAGUGGCUCUAAGCCCCUCAGCUGAAGAGGAGCGGCCCUUGCUGCUGUCCAGGACACGCCAGCGACCUCCCAGUCGUGAUGAGCUGAAGAGGACCUCAGCCCACUACAACCACGGCCACGAUGCCCACAGCUUGCCGUCCAGCCCACUGACCAUCGUGAAAAAUAGUAAAAACCUGAACAGCACUGCUGCCAAUCCUGUAAUGUCGUCAUCACACGAGGACUUAGUGAACACAAACAACAUUAUUAACAGCCUCUGCAGCAAGGCCGAAAUCAUCAGUGGUCAUGUGCCUCGUAAAGUAGAGUGUAGCGGGUGUCCGGUGGAGGAGAGCGAGCCUGAAGACCCUCCAGGGAGCCACGCCUUCUUCUUCAGCACAGGUAUGACCUGCAGGGCGAGCAGCAGGACUAACCCAGCAUCUGCACUGGAUGACCCGGCAAUCAGGUCAUCCAGUGCCACCCAACAAGCUCUAGCUGUGUAGACAGGAGUCCUUCGGGUGAGGACGAAAGUUCGGCCACUAUUUAAACCUUUAUUUUCUAUAGAUGAUUUGACUUUGAGAGAUACAUUAACAAAUCUUUUAUUUUAGGGAUCUAGUGAAUACAGUUUUAUAAAAACAGAAAAAUCUUUUAGGUGAAGUGCCAUACACACUAGUAUGUAUGUAGCAUCUGACAAAAAAAAAAACUUUGCUGCGCAUAAAAAUACAUUGGUGCCUUUCUGUUUGGGUAUGCUUAAGGGAACUGCAACAACGCGUACUGGGCCAUGUAUUCUCCAACUUUAUACUGCAGCUAACAACCAUAGAAACUACUGGAAGCCUCUUAGGUCCUGGUGCAGCGAGGGAAGUGCCCACAGAUGGUCUGGUGCUCCAACAGUCGCAUGCAACAUUCAAAAAUACUCUGGAAUUCUGAGCAGAAUCCGACGUUCAGAUGAUUGUAACCUUCAAUGAGAGUCUCAGAGAAGAUCUUAGAGCUUCUGGACUAAAGUUAGCCUGCUUCACCUGGUAUACUGCUGGUAACAUAUAACAUCAAGCUAGAGGUGCAGUCAGUGAAGUCUGUGUGCAAAGCUUUACUAAUAUUUUAACUAAAGAGGGAGAAACUGCACUCCUGCGUCCUUGGAAUAAUGAUAUUAGUUCUUCAUAAAACUAAAAGCAGGAGUUCUGAUUCAUGACCUUCUGUGAAUGAAGCUUUUAGUUAGGGACGUGAGGAGAAUCAUCAGUCAGACAUGCAGUUGCAGAGGAUGUUCAGACCUGUGUCCAUUGUGGCCUUCAGGUUGGCAGGUGACUACAGCAGACCGGUGACCUCGCACCAGAGCCACUUAUACUGUCUGGCUGGGUAAAAGCUCUUACCUGACCAAUGUGGUGAAAGACAUCAGUUUGUUUUACUGAACGGAUGAUAGCUGAAUCAGCAAAAUGUGAUAUGUCUUAUAUUUUCUGUGUUUAUGUACAAACCCUAUAAUGUCCUGUGCGUUGAGGGGCGGCCUCUGGUGGACUCCUUCAGUUCCGUGCGGCUUUAUCAGAAGCCACAGGUCAGAUCACUGCCUCUCCUGGUGGCACUGUAUCUCUGGACUUUAGUUUGGGAUCCCAUCGUUCAUAACCGCAUGCUGUGCACCGUGGACUGAUAAGCAAGUGUCAAACUACAUCACGGCGUAAAUUAUUACAGUUCAUUUAAAUAAAUUUCAUCAAAUGUAUUUAAGGGUUCUUAUGAUAAGAGCUUCAACUGUUGCUGUGCAAUGAAGAAGCUGUAGUGAAAGUGAAGUUGAUUUUUGCCAGAACUCCAUGUUUAUUAUCAUCAUGAAACUGUCACCGACCAUGAUGCUUCAUAGUCACCUAAAGGUUGAGUCUAUUUUUUUGUUUAAAUUCUUGAUCAUAGGCUUCUUUUUUCUCUUCCUUUUUGACGAAGGGCUCUGUGUAAGCGUUCUGGUGAGGUUCCUUGUCAUCAUUCACAUGUUACUGAAGGAUCCAGUUAGAGGACAUCUAACCACCUACAGGCAACUGAUGAGAUUUCACUCUUAAAUGGAACUUCAUUCUGCAUGAACAUGAAAAUGCAAUAUUCAGUGAGUGAAGCUUAUCGAUCCGGAGGGGAGUCAGAUGUCAGACCGUCAAUGCCUGCAGACGCUAAGGAAGCGCCAACUCUUCUUAUGCCUGGAGGGAAUGUUCAGAGAUGAAGUGUAUUCCCUAGUCAACACAUCUCAGCAUUGACCACACCUAAAGUGGUUUGAAUAAUGUGAAGAAUGUUUCAGAUUAGUAUUGUGAGUUUGUCGUUGGCCAUCAAAAAAAAAAAAAACAGGCACUUUUUAUUUAUUUUUCGAAGUAUCUUAAUAUAUUAUCCGCUUUAAUUACAAUACGAUGUUGCUGCUAACAAAAGUUACGCUCACAAUAAAAUUUUAUUUUUCAAUAUCCCAAUGAAUCUCCAGCUGGAUGCCACUAGUCAGAGAGAGUGUGUAAUGCUAAGUGAACUGGUCUUGAAAUAAUAAUGGGUGAAGGAUCACAUUCUCAAACUUCUGUACAUUCAAGACUUAUAAUCUUAAAAUCUUUUCAUUCAGCAACUAUGGAAGAAAGACAUAUGUUUCGUGCAACUGAAGCCUUCUUUGUCUGCUACACUGCUGUGUGGAGAAAACAGAAGUCAAAUGGAAGACAGCUGUGAUGUCACGCCAGUCACUGCUUUUGAUGUCCUCACCUUUUUGUUGUUUCACAGCAAAGGCAACCUCCGCAAGGACACUUGGGACAUUCAGAUAAAGAAACACUUGUGAUGAAUGGUGCUUAAAAGCUUGCCUUUUUCCGAGUAGAAGAUGGAUUGCAUUCCAUCGCCACAGCUGUGCAAUCCUGUGUGCACAGUGCUCAGCAGCACUGUGGAGAAUAACUCAUCAGAGGCAACAGAUUGAGAGAGGAAGAGGUUCACAGUGACAGAUCAACCCACUGGGUUAGUGGUGACUUCAGUGAUGAAGCGUCUGUGAACAUAUGGUUAAUCUUUUGUUGUGCAAACAUCAAUGUGCUCUGCAAAAUGCAUUUUGGGGAUUAAAGGAGCUGCACCAUAUUCAAACAUGAUGGUUG
Messenger RNA from Synchiropus splendidus (mandarinfish), 5004 nucleotides. It is a transcript of the gene nrg1, whose product is annotated as neuregulin 1. Gene Ontology annotation, biological process: intracellular signal transduction; activation of transmembrane receptor protein tyrosine kinase activity; cell differentiation. Gene Ontology annotation, molecular function: chemorepellent activity; protein tyrosine kinase activator activity. The coding region runs from base 613 to 2439 and encodes 608 amino acids. The transcript has 9 exons. The record is from RefSeq and is a predicted model, not a curated record. Lineage: Eukaryota; Metazoa; Chordata; Actinopteri; Syngnathiformes; Callionymidae.